Molecule: messenger RNA, 1792 nt
Organism: Folsomia candida
Lineage: Eukaryota; Metazoa; Arthropoda; Collembola; Entomobryomorpha; Isotomidae
Gene: wds
Product: WD repeat-containing protein 5
Exons: 8
Coding region: 202-1287 (361 amino acids)
Cellular component (GO): Set1C/COMPASS complex
Molecular function (GO): histone binding
Source: RefSeq, a predicted model, not a curated record
GUCGCGCUGUUAUUAUUUCCAAAACUUGAUGUCCAGAUUUUUUGGGAUAAGACAAUCCAGCCAAGGGCAAUUCGUUUGAAAUAUAACAUUCAUUGAGUAAUAACAAGAACAAAGAUAAUAAUACAUCAAAAAAUCUUGGAUAGGAGACAAGACUCUUGUCACAAGAGGUUAUUUUUGACACUGUGUUGUUUAGGGAAGGUAAUGUCAUCUGAAGACAGCUUAAACAUGCUUGGUGGACAUUCUCUUGCUCAACAACAACCCACCGGUCUCCUUCCACCCCCUCCAACACCCACUCAGCUCGGUUCCGGGGGGACAGGCUCCUCAAAUCAAAGCUCUUCUAGCUCCAAACAAGGAGCGUCGUCCUCCGCCACAGUGAAACCAAAUUACUCGUUAAAAUAUACUCUUGCGGGUCACACAAAGGCAGUUUCUUCAGUGAAAUUCAGUCCUAAUGGGGAGUGGCUAGCAUCUAGCUCGGCAGACAAGCUGAUAAAAAUUUGGGGGGCGUAUGAUGGUAAAUUUGAGAAAACCAUAUCCGGUCACAAGUUGGGUCUUUCGGAUGUAGCCUGGUCUAGCGAUUCGAGACUUUUAGUGUCAGCUUCGGACGAUAAAACGCUCAAGAUAUGGGAGUUAAGUUCGGGAAAAUGUCUCAAAACAUUAAAGGGUCACAGUAACUAUGUGUUUUGCUGCAACUUCAAUCCUCAAUCAAACUUGAUUGUGUCCGGAUCGUUUGACGAAAGUGUACGAAUUUGGGACGUUAGAACGGGCAAAUGUCUAAAAACCCUACCGGCUCAUUCCGAUCCAGUUUCUGCUGUUCAUUUCAACAGGGACGGAUCUUUAAUUGUGUCUUCCAGUUAUGACGGUUUAUGCCGGAUAUGGGAUACUGCAUCUGGACAGUGUUUGAAAACAUUAAUAGACGACGAUAAUCCUCCCGUCUCGUUUGUCAAAUUUUCCCCAAAUGGAAAAUAUAUUUUAGCAGCUACUCUGGACAACACGCUCAAAUUGUGGGACUAUUCGAAGGGAAAGUGUUUAAAGACCUACACCGGACACAAGAAUGAAAAGUAUUGCAUUUUUGCCAAUUUUUCAGUGACGGGGGGAAAGUGGAUUGUAUCCGGAUCUGAGGACUGUCUGGUAUAUAUCUGGAACUUACAAACAAAGGAAAUCGUCCAAAAGCUUGGUGGUCACACAGAUGUUGUUCUAUGCACUGCUUGUCAUCCAACAGAGAAUAUCAUUGCAUCUGCUGCCCUCGAAAACGACAAGACAAUUAAACUAUGGAGAAGCGACACGUGAAGAAUUAUCUUGUUUGUAUCGAUAUAUAAAGUUUUACACUGCAGACAUAUGUAGUACGUAUUCCAGACUGUCAACUGUAGCUAAUUACGUCGAUGCUAAUAUUUGAAUAACUGUAAUGGAUUAUAACAUAACAUGACUGGAACAUAUCUACUUAUCAGUUUGUGAACCUAUAUAUUUAAAAAUUUUAUUAUUAGAGGUCAGGGACUCUAAAAUUUAUUUGAAGCAAAAGUUGACGAGUUGAUGAAUUUUAUUGAAUGGAGAUAACUGUGCAGUAUGUUAUAUGCUAUAAGCGAUAAGCUGUGGCCAAUUUUGGCUGCGAUAUCUUGUAUUUCCCAUGUUGAACAAGUACCUAUUUGCCUACAUUAUUUGUGUACUUGAAAUGUAGAAAAAUUAUUGCAAAAAAUACACUAAAUAGUGAGUAUGUGUUGUGGUGAUGGAUGUUUUCUACUAUACUAAUUAUAUUUUUAAUAAAAUUAUGAUAUUUAUUUAUCCUACUGCUAUUUAA